Molecule: messenger RNA, 947 nt
Organism: Closterium sp. NIES-67
Lineage: Eukaryota; Viridiplantae; Streptophyta; Zygnematophyceae; Desmidiales; Closteriaceae
Source: the annotation of a GenBank genome assembly
GAAGGCGAAUGAGCCCAGGCGAUAGAGACAUAGCCGAAGCCAAGUGCGCCGAACUGCUGGCUGCCGGCCUCAUACGGGAAUUGACAUCAGACUAUGCAGCGGCUACGGUGGUGGCAGCGAGGAAGGACUUGACGGGGGAGACACUAGCACGGAGGAUGUGUGGCGAUUACAGAGGGCUGAAUCGCGUAACGAAGAGCGACAGAUACCCCAUGCCCAUGGCUGAAGAGAUAUUCGACAAGCUGGCUGAAGGGAAGGUGUACUCGACGCUGGACCUAAGGCAGGGAUUCAAUCAGAUCCCGAUCAAGGAGGAGGAAAAGCAGAAGACCGCCUUCCAUGGCCCUGACCGUCUGUACGAGUGGAACUACAUGCCAUUCGGGCUCAAGAACGCGUCGGCAAAGUUUCAGCGAGUGAUGAACCUAGUACUUCGAGGGAUUCCGCAGGCAAUCUACUAUAUAGACGAUGUGGUGGUCUUCAGCAAGGAUGGGAAGCAGCAUGUGGCCGACGUGGCGGCCACCCUGGCUGCCAUUCAGGCAGCAGGCCUUACUUGUCAUCCAAGAAGUGCCAUUUCGGGUGGGAUGGGGGCUGUCCUGUGCCAGGAGGAGGGAGGGCUGGAGAGAGUAGUGGCGUACGCCAGCCGGUCCUGCAGUCCAGCGGAAGGAAACUACAGCUCCUACGAGGGAGAGGGGCUGGCAGCGGUGUGGGCUGUGGAGCUCUUCAGGCCGUACCUGCAAGGAAGGAGAUUCACGCUGGUCACCGAUCACCAACCUUUGCUGUGGCUAAUGACGAACCAGACGCUGAAGGGGCGGAAUGCGAGAUGGGCUAUGAGGCUGCAGGAGUUUGAGUUUGACGUCAAGCAUAGGCCGGGGAAAACCCUCCAGCAAGUGGAUGGGCUAUCCAGGCAAGGCCCAGGGGAACCGCCGUGAGGAGAAGAAAUCUCGGGCAAUGAC